GCCGUGCUCUGAGCUGGGUGAGUGCUGACAGGACUGUCCUCCAUGUUUUACUAAGCACAGACACAAUCACAGAGUUUUUAGUCAUGCAGCCACAGAGUGUGCCAGAGGAGGAAAAAACAGAAAAAGAAGCUGCAACAGAAGAAAUGGAGAUCUCCACAAGAUCCAAAGAUGCUGGAGCAACAGAAAAGACGGCCCAAAAGAGAAAGAUUUCCAGUCCUUCUCACUCAUCCAAUGGUCACUCCUCCGCUGAAACUUUGCCCUGCACAGUAAAAAAGAAGAAGAGGCCCGGAGCCGUUAGCAGCAGCAAAGACCAGUCUGAACUAAGACAUGGUCCCUUUUACUAUGCGAAGCAGCCUUCACUCACAACAGACCCUGUUGAUGUUGUACCGCAGGAUGGCAGGAAUGACUUUUAUUGCUGGCUGUGCCACCGUGAGGGCCAGGUGCUCUGCUGUGAGCUCUGCCCCAGGGUGUACCACGCCAAGUGUCUCAAACUACCAGCCGAGCCCGAGGGCGACUGGUUCUGUCCAGAAUGUGAGAAGAUAACAGUCGCUGAGUGUAUAGAGACACAGAGCAAGGCCAUGAUGAUGCUAACCAUGGAUCAGCUCUCUUACCUGCUAAAGUUUGCCCUUCAGAAAAUGAAACAACCAGGUGACCAUCCCCGCUUGUCAUCUCGCUCCCCCCAUGCAGCUUCCUCGCAGAGAAAGACUUUUAAUUGGACUGAACCCUUCCAGAAACCCGUGUCUCUUGAUCAGCAUCCUGAUUAUGCAGAGUACAUUUUUCAUCCUAUGGAUCUUUGCACACUUGAAAAGAAUAUCAAAAAGAAAAUAUAUGGAUGCACAGAGGCUUUUUUGGCAGACACUAAAUGGAUUUUACACAACUGUAUCAUAUACAAUGGAGCUAAUCACAAACUCACAGCUACAGCUAAAGUAAUAGUAAAAAUCUGUGAACAUGAGAUGAAUGAGAUUGAGGUUUGUCCUGAAUGUUAUCUGUCUGCGUGCCAAAAGAGAGACAACUGGUUCUGUGAGCCUUGCAGUAACCCACACCCUCUUGUGUGGGCCAAAUUAAAAGGAUUUCCUUUCUGGCCUGCUAAAGCUCUGCGAGAUAAGGAUGGACAAGUGGAUGCUCGCUUCUUUGGUCAGCAUGACAGGGCGUGGGUUCCUUUAAACAACUGCUACCUCAUGUCCAAAGAGAUUGCCUUCUCCGUAAAGAAGACCAAAAGCAUCUUCAACAGUGCCAUGCAAGAAAUGGAGAUUUAUGUGGAGAACAUGAGAAAGAAGUUUGGAGUGUUUAAUUAUUCCCCCUUCAGGACACCCUACACUCCUGACAAUAACUUCCAGCUACUUCUGGACCCGUCCAACCCCUCUUCCACUGCCAUUAAACCUGAGAAGCAGGAGAAGAUCAAAUUGACCUUUGAUAUGACCGCAUCCCCCAAAAUCCCUCUGAACAGAACCGUACUGUCUGGGUCAGGGGUAAGAGGGGGCACAACAGGACGACGGCCCCUUCAUAGUGACGGACCUCGCUCCCCCAUGAGCACCAACUCAUCUGUUCAUACAGGUUCUGAUGGGGAACAGGAAACAGGAGACAAGACCCAGUCAAAAACUGCAAAAAGUCAGUACAACACUGGAGAAGAAUCCACGGACUGCACAGGAAGUUUCCAGUCUCAAACUCCUGGCAUCUCCAAGCACGAGAAGACGCCACAGACAGGAAGUAUUCUUAACCUCAAUCUGGAUCGAAGUAAAGCUGAAAUGGACCUAAAGGAGCUGAGUGAAACAGUCCAGCAGAAACAAGGUGCCACACCAAACCUCACCUCCCCAAAAAGACGUCUCAAGAGUCGUUUUCAGCUAAACUUAGACAAGACAAUUGAGAGUUGCAAAGCACAGCUUGGUAUCGAUGAGAUUUCUGUGGAUGAGUAUAAAGGCGUGGACCACAGUGACUCGGAGGAGUCUGAUAAGUCAGACUCCAGUGAAAGUGAGUCUGCCAGUGACGAGGAGCCAAAAAACAAGGGAGGCCAAGACACUGCACCCACUAAGGAACCUCAGAAGGAGCUUACCAAAACUAACACAAAGGACCAGCCUUCUACAAGCCAAGCAGAGGAAGAAAAAGCUGAUUUCCCUGAGUCCAAGGACUCUGCAUUAGAGGUUUUCAGUGCAACACUUCCUGAUGGUCAAGCUCGAGAGAAUUUAAGCAGUGAUGUGGAAAAGGACAAUCCAGAUAUGACAAAACCAGCACUGGGAUCACCUGCUGCCAGAGAAAAGUCUCAGAUGAAAGAAGAGACGAGGCAAACUGUGGAGGUGGAGGACUCUGAUUCAGAAAGAGAGCUAGUUAUUGAUCUGGGAGAGGAACAGGGUGCCAAGGAGAGGAAGAGGAGCAGAAAAGACAGCACCAUCAGUGAUGAUGCAACUGCUGGAAAAUCUGAAGGUAAAGUUCUACCAGUUCUUCCAUCACAAAACAACACUGCCACGUCCACACCCUCCGCUGUUUCCACGCAGCCUCUUAUGGCCAUUCCUGUUACCAUGGUCACCCUUACUGCUUCCUCCCCUGCAACUAUCAGCCAUGUGUCCAUCUCCAGCACCACAACCCCACCAUCUUCCUCCUCAGCCUCCACCACGCCUGCUCUGAAGAAACAGCGUCCUCUGCUGCCCAGAGAGAUGGUGCCAGUGGUGCAGAGAGCUGUGGUGUGGAACCCCACCGCAAAGUUUGAGACCUCUUCGCAAAAGUGGCACAUGCAGAAGGUGCAGCGUCAGCAGCAAACCCAACAACUUGUGGUGGCCCCUCACUCACAGGAGUCAUCUCCCAAGCAGGGCCAGGCUCAAGCAGCUGGAAACGGCUCCACAGCAGCCCCCUCAUCUUCAGCACAACCAUCUUCUCAAAGCACACGCUACCAGACCAGACAAGCUGUCAAGGCUGUCCAACAAAAGGACCCUCCAUUUAGCACGUCUACAUCUGCUGUCACCGUGGUCUCCAGCAGUUCAGGUUCUGCUGCCACGAUGGUAACAUCAAGUUUAAGCACAGCUGCUACAUCGUCACUGGGGGAAACGGACACAUACAUCCCCACUGCCUCAGCAGAAGUAGCUGCGGACAUCGCCAAGUACACGAAUAAAAUAAUGGAUGCAAUCAAAGGUACAAUGACUGAAAUCUACAAUGACCUCUCUAAGAAUACUUCAGGGAACACAAUUGCAGAAAUAAAACGACUGAGGAUCGAAAUAGAAAAAUUACAGUGGCUGCAUCAACAAGAGUUGUCAGAAAUGAAGCACAAUCUUGAGCUGACGAUGGCAGAGAUGAGGCAGAGUCUGGAGCAGGAGAGGGAGAGGUUGUUGGCUGAGGUGAAGAAGCAUAUGGAGCAGGAGAAGCAGCAGGCUGUGGAUGAGACAAAAAAGAAGCAGUGGUGUGCUAACUGCAGGAAAGAGGCUAUCUUCUACUGCUGCUGGAACACCAGCUACUGUGACUACCCCUGUCAGCAGACCCACUGGCCAGAGCACAUGAAGUCCUGCACUCAGUCAGCUACAGCCCCACAGCAAGAACCCGAGACUGAGACAACAUCUGACCUCCCAAACAAAGGCCAAGGACAGACUAGCAGUGGUCCAAGUUCUCUCAGAGACCUACCACUCUCUGCAUCUUCAGACAAAGAUUGUGAUAUGGAGAAGACCGCCGACAGUGUUGCUGUAACUUUGUCGUAACCUGAUUUGAAAAAGUAAUUUUAGUUUUUUUUUUUUUUUUUUUUAAGUAGUUACAAGUAUAUGUCUGAAGUAUUCUGUUCUAGAAAUUGUUUCAAAUUUAUAACUAGUUUAAUAUUUUUCUUUUUGUCUUUCUGGGCCCCCAUUGCAUUGUACUGUAACAAGACAAGACAGAUAAACGGCAUCACCAGAGAGGGACAAUAAAACAGAGAUAUUAAAUACACAUCUACAUUUUUGCAGGCGUACACAGAAAGCUGUUUGUAAAUUUUUUAAAAAGAGCAUGUAUCGGCAUCAGAGAACAUAUUCAAACAUUGAAUAGUUAAAUGUUUAAAAAAUGUAAUCAAUGUUACUGAAAUGUAGAAGAGGUAUUGGACUGC
Nematolebias whitei (Rio pearlfish) is the source of this 4051-nucleotide messenger RNA. RefSeq names its product zinc finger, MYND-type containing 8 (gene zmynd8). NCBI's taxonomy places the organism in Eukaryota, Metazoa, Chordata, Actinopteri, Cyprinodontiformes, Rivulidae. Gene Ontology annotation, biological process: regulation of DNA-templated transcription. The coding region runs from base 84 to 3677 and encodes 1197 amino acids. The record is from RefSeq and is a predicted model, not a curated record. Gene Ontology annotation, molecular function: protein binding. The transcript has 21 exons.